ACUAUAGCAGUUGACAUCCGAUGCAUGCAAGUGUGCGUGUGAACGGGCUGCACCAGCCCUUCUCGAGGGACCAGGUCACGAGCUGGGUCCUGCAGCCGUGCCUCUUUGCCGCGUUUGUGGCCAUCACAGUGAGCUGCCUCGACGGCCUCCUCGCGCUAUGGGUGCUACUGCCGUAUGUCGCUGUGAUGGGGCUCUUCUCCGUCUGUUGGUUUCUCUGCGAGAGCCGCAACCCCGCGGCAGCGACCGCCACCCGCAAGUGGUGCGUGCCAGUCCCGGCCAAGCCCAUUCGCUACUGCAGCGCGUGCGCCAAAAACAGCCCCGGGCUCGACCACCACUGCACAUGGCUCAAUACGUGCAUUGGCGAGGCCAACUACGAGCCGUUCUACCUCUUGAUCGUCGCAGGCACCAGCGCCACGGUGUACCAAGCGAUUGUCGGUAUUGUCGUCGCCACCUACUGGCUCGACGACGUUCUCCGGUGGCACCCGUCGGCGGACCGGGACGGCCUUCUCGCGGCGCUUUGGCUGCAUAACCUUGUCUGCCUCGUCUUGGGGGCUGCAUACGGCGCCCUCACGGGCUUCCAUACCUACCUCCUCUAUCUGCGCAUGGGCACGUACGACUUUAUCCUCAAGUACGGCAUGCAGAACCGCUGCAUUCGGCUGCUCAAGUGCCAAUGCCUCUCGCCCACGCGACCACUGAAACCCACUGUACCGUCCAAAACCCCUAAGUCGCCGCCCACGCCUGCUAAAAAAGGGGACAGCGUCACGCCCGACACCGACGAAUGGAAGCAAACACCAUCUCGCAAGCUCGGUCCGGCGGCAAGUGCGACGAUGGCGGCGACCAAAGUGGCGGAAGGACGCCGGUCGACCAAGAUAUCGGUCGAAGAUGAGCUCGACGACAUCCCGCAUGUCCGGCGCAGUGGGUCCACCAAGUCGUUUGAGCAUCUCUCGGUUCAUGAUGUUCAAAUGGCACCGGCACCCGCCUCGGCCACGACCGACGACGACCCAUCCAUGGAGAGUGAUCCCGUGGAGUAAAACCUCCGACGACGAUGCGAGAACGUACGAGUAGUAGAAGCCACCUUCAAGUAGAAGAAACCGAGUCGAAAAAAUUAUCGACAACCUGUCCUUCUGAGAACUGCCAAUGCGAGACGAUUCGCCA
Molecule: messenger RNA, 1155 nt
Organism: Saprolegnia diclina VS20
Lineage: Eukaryota; Oomycota; Saprolegniomycetes; Saprolegniales; Saprolegniaceae
Exons: 5
Coding region: 21-1031 (336 amino acids)
Biological process (GO): peptidyl-L-cysteine S-palmitoylation; protein targeting to membrane
Cellular component (GO): Golgi apparatus; endoplasmic reticulum
Molecular function (GO): protein-cysteine S-palmitoyltransferase activity
Source: RefSeq, a predicted model, not a curated record